This is a messenger RNA of Rhipicephalus sanguineus (brown dog tick), 4031 nucleotides long. RefSeq lists its product as uncharacterized. The transcript has 3 exons. The record is from RefSeq and is a predicted model, not a curated record. Lineage: Eukaryota; Metazoa; Arthropoda; Arachnida; Ixodida; Ixodidae. The coding region runs from base 492 to 770 and encodes 92 amino acids.
UCCGCGGUGCGCGGCAAAGAAAAACGAAACAAGCGAAGCGGCCAAACCAGAAACAGGUGGCGCGGUGCCGUCGCGAUGUAAAAUGGCGCCGUCGUUUUAGAGGCGCGCCGCGUCGUUUACCGCCACUUUCGCCGAGUUUUGUGCGAUCGACUUGUCCGCAGCUAGCGUCGUUCUUUGCGUUGUGCUGUUGUUUCCUCAGUGCUGUGCGUGGCGCCUGUGUUCGGGGCGUGUGAAUGCGUGCUACGUUUGCAGUUGGUGUUGAAGUGCUCCGAAGCCGACGGGGUCUGUCCGUGUGAUACUAAAGAUCGGCAUUUGCACGACGAUCACUGCCGCCGGUGCCUUUCGGUAGACGCGCAAGCGGGCCCACGCACGUGGUGCAGGACACCUGGACGACCCGCGGCGGCUGGUGAAUUCGAUACAGCCAGCUAACGCCGCUGCGUCAUCGGACCGGUAUCCGCUGGUUGCCUUUGAAAGUCCGUUGCGUCGCCACCAUGGAGCUCUACGUGUUCUGUCUAGUGUGCCUUCUGGUGCUUGCGACGGUCGUGGUUCAGGGAAUCUACUGCGCCAUGUACUGCUCGUACCCUCUUCCGGGCGGAUACGACCCGUGCCCCAUGCUGUCUCGCUUCCGGAGGAAAAAGCGGUCCAGGCCUCCGCCAAAGUCCAACUCGGCCGAGGUCAUGAUAUCUAUGGAAGACAUGAAGGUGCAGGAGCCCGAGACGCCUUCACCAGUUCCGGAGUACAAGAUGCACCGAGGACAGACAGACGUCUGAACGGGAGCAUUCCGGAAGCGUCCACAGAUCUCUGUUUUCCGGUCUUCGCCUGACAAUCCUGUUAAAAAGUACGGAUGUUGUAUGCAAGGGGUGUGGAACACAGCGCCUUUCCCUUUUUCUUGGCAAGACGUCGAAAAGGGAGGGGGGGGGGCAUUUAAGCUUGUGACAGUGGUUGUGAAUCAAUCGUAAGAAAUGGAAGAGUUCUACAUAUUGCCUUAUAUACUAUAGUGACGUGGAACUGGGGGCAGGCUACGGUAAAUUGCUCACAGAUGUACAGUGCUUGAGUCAAUGCUGCACAGAACGCAUAAUGUGCUUCGACAUGGGCAGUUUGGACGCAAGCAUUCGAACCAUAGCGCUUGGAACUGAUUGACGGAAAUGUAGCAUUCUCUGUCGUGCUGUAGAGUGAACUGUCCACCAUCCUAGAUAUAAUAUAGCAAGCAGUCAUCCGCCAGCACAAAUCAAAUAAACUAAGCGUCGCAGUGGAGCACCGUGGGGGUGCCGGCGCUGCACCAUAUCGGUUACAGCGCCUGAGCACAGAUACACUAACGAGCAACUUCUUUUUCAAGCAUGUGUGGCCGAGGAAGAAUGAAUCUCAGAAAGAUAUAAACACAAGCAGCAUAAUGUCUGUCUGCACUUCGAAAGAAUUCUCGCGAUCAUGUAUGAAGAUGGGCAUUACGUCCGAAGUUUUGCUGUGAUUGUACUCAUUUGUGCUCAUCCUCGGCAUAAUUUACCGAUUGGCAGCGAUAGCGGAAGCACAGCCACUCGCAACGUAGUGACAGAAUACACAACCUUUUUCUGCUGUCUUUUCAAAAUGCCUCAUACAAAUAUGUAUGCUGCAUAAACAUCAAGUCCAUUGACGCUUCGACGUAGAAAUUCGCUGGGAGUAGCUAACGCAUCGCCGCGAUCAUUUACGUAUAGUGCAAGCGAGAAGAUACAUUGUGUAUGUAAUAUCUCCGCUUAAAAAAUGCCGAUGCCUUGAGCAUACUAAAAAAAUAUACCAGGAUUAAUGGCUCACUCAAGUUGGGACAACUAAGAUUAGGCCUAACUUCUUGAGAAGUGUUUCGCACUUCCUCUAAAAUGUGUAAAUGUCCGGGUAGCACUACCCUUCAUGCUACAUGAAGUACGGAGGCUUGUGCAAGAACACAGGACAUUGCAAGUUGCAAUGAUGUAUUCAAGUUGCAUCGCAGUUGUCACAGUGCUUUCCACGAACACUGCGUGCUUCUUGUCUACGCAAGGUACCAGCUAGUAGAUGGUCACAACGGUCUAUCGCAGCGAUUGGUUAGGGGGACCAAUGUACUUCUAAAGUGUGAAAACGUUUCAGAGCGCAGCUUCUGAUCUCCCAUCCGCGCCUUUCACGUCAUCGAUGUGAGACAGCGAGCGAUCUGUUGAUACAGGGGAAUAUGAAUGCGAGCGGAAGCGGAGAACAGCGGACCAUGAAUUAGAAUGAAAUUGAAGAGAGGGAGUGGACGAAGCAGAGAAAGCCAGCGCGGAAGCAUGAGGAGGAAAACGGAGGAGGAGAGUAGCGACUCAGGCAACAGCACUGCAUGGGCGGAGGUCUGCCCGUGGCGAACUCGGUGACGCCAGAGCAGUUGUUCGCCGGUGAGUUCAAUCGCAAGCAUGCAUCAAUGUGAUGUGCUUCACGACACAUUGUCCGCGCCACUCACGCUACUCGCAGCGUUCUUUUAAUGAAAUCACAAAAUUCUCUCUGACAGAUCUGAACAGCGACCGAUGGAACCGGUAGAAGUGCUGAGUGUGCGGCUGCUGCUUUGCGAGCUGCCCAGGCAGAGGCGUAUAACAGACGCCGACGCCAGAAUAACGAGGUUAGAGCCGUCGAAAACGAUGUCCAAGCAUCAGUUGUGAUAGGAGGCACUGGUGCCACUGAGUCAGACUGUCAUCACUGCCACAGAAACACGCAUCUCUCACAAGCUAUCUGUUUACUCUGUCAAACUGUCUGCCACACGUACCGCGAAAGGAAAACACCGCUUGCUAUGCUCUAAUUUCACAUUGCAGAAUAUCGUAAUUGCCUGCGAAUUUUUGUUUAUGCUUGUUUGCGGAGCCUAGCGUCUAGUGCUUUACUCCUGUUCAAUUUCUGCACCGGGAUCGAAGAGCGCAACGUUGGUUUUCCGAAGGUCAUGGCGAUAGUUCGCAUAGAACCUACGUUCUUACUGAUAAUACGAUUAUUAUAACAUGCUUUGCGUGUAAAUAUCGGCCAGUUGUCACCAUGUUCUUUAUCGUUAGAUUGCUGCAUUGAGUGGUAGUUUUUGCUCAUCUAACGCUAGGUGUGGUCAUGCUAUAAUUUGUGAGGUUGAACAACCAACGGCGUUCAUUCGGAAAUGAGCAUGUCCAUCACGUACACAACCAGUUCUUGUAGCAUUAGUGCCAGUUACUUCUCUUAGUAAGAGUGUACUGUACAUAACCGAUGGGGAGAUAUGAAGGACUGCGUUCGUUACCUCCGCUUGGGGUAAGCAAAUAAAUAUGCAGACAUUUUUUUUAUUGUUUUAUAACAUAUCAUACGUGCGCGCACUAGUGUGACUGGUGCGACCUCUCCAGCAAUGCAUAAUUGUGAUGAAUGUUGAUGUCGGCUUUAGCACCACAGAGAAACAAAAAGCACUGUAAGGGAUCAUUGGGUUCUCUCGCGAACAAUCAGAAGUCUUCUCCGCCCAUUACCCGGCGUUCGGCGUAAUCCGUCCUUUAUAUUUAGCUUUAAUCGGUUCGCGCUCGUGCGAGCGCUUUAGCAAGUUCGUCCACGUGUUCCUCCAAAACGGUUAUGUACAAUUGGUUGUGUCCUUAAGCAAAAAAAAAUCUUGUAGAUUUAUCUCCUUCCUCUCAGGCCUGCGUGAAUGGGAGUCGCUAUUCGCAGCCGGUCCUCGCUUUACUGAAAGGACGCGUGGUGGUCAUGGUGCCUGGAAGCACUGAAAUAUGCCACGAUAUAACCAUGGGCAUGGCCGAUUUUCCUUGGAAUUAAUUUAAUCGCACAGAGCCUUGUUUUUUUGCGCAUUAUUAGUAUGUGCUAUUCCAUUUUAUGUGAAGGGGAAUAAUCUCCGGUAGCCAUCGUUUUACUAGAGCUGUCCCCAUGCAUGUUAAUUUUGGUUUUGCCACUUGUGCCAUUGUGUUCUCUGUUUUGCACAGAACGUGGGGGUCCUUGCAGUCUGUAGCUUUACAAUAUAUUAGGAACAUUAGUCCUGUAAAGAAUAUGCAACGUGCCUUUGUGUGUGCCGUUUUCUACUUUUAUAGGCAAAUAAAGGACUCAAGCUCAUUGAA